UUCUUAGGUCCCACAAUAUGGUGCUUGCCACUUAACUCUUCUGAUGGAAUUGAGCGUAAUUAUCGGAUUACUGUGCUGGCGCUGCGAAGCUGGCAAUAUUUACUAUUCCUCGGUCAUGUCGCCAUGUUCUGACACGCGCUCACUUCGGUUUGAAAACUAUUUUUUGCCAGUGUAAAUAUAUAUGUAUAUAUGUGUAUAUUUACACUAGGAGGAUUAAUUUAUGCGCUAGGAGACGGAAUGAGUGUGAAGUUCAAGCGGAUGCUGCAAUAGCAAACCAAAGGAGUCUUUCCCAGAGGCCAAAGGGCGACACCCCAUCUUGCUGUAUUGUCAUGUCCGUGUCCUCUCUCCCGGAAUGGAAGCAACUCCUGUUGGAGAAAAAGAGGAGAGAGGAAGAAGAGCGAGGGAGGAGAGAAAAAGAGGAGGAGGAGAAAUUUGCCAACAUGCCUGCCUGGAAGCGAGGCAUCAUCCAGCGUAGGAAAGCAAAACAGGAAGUCCUGUUUGACAGGGAGAAGGAAAGAGAUCUCUCCGUGCUGCAAGUAGACGCUCAACCUCCUUCUGAUGCAUUGAGCGACACAGACAGCUCUGUAACUGUCAAUCAAGGAAACGAACAGUCACUCAGUCCAGACCCGGGCCAGUGGGCGGAUGCCGAACUUAAACCAGCAAGUGAGGUGUCCAUGGAAACGAUCGUGCCAGUCCAUGAAAACCCAUUUAUUCGAACGCAAAGUGUUUGGAGGAAGGGGAAAGAUGUUGGGUACCACGAGGUGGAAGCAAAAGACAAAAUGGCCCCUAAGAGUCACGACGGGGACAGAGGACGAGGGAUGAACAUAGAGCUAAAAAUAGAAAGAUUCCGAGAUUUAAGUGAAGGACGAGACAAAGAAAAGAGCAGAGACCGAAGUCAAGGAAAAGACACAAAAAAGGAGGUACGGGAAAAGGACAAAUGUUCAUGGAUAGAUGUAAUCAAGGAUAAAGAAUUCCCGAAAGAGGAAAAUGAAACUUCUUUCUCUUCGCUGGUCCCUUGUCUCCGAACCAUACGGGCGGACAAUAUCAUCAUCAUUGAACAAGACCAGCGAGGUAAUGACGAAAGAAGACCUAAAUGGAGGGACAUGGAAGCGGAGAGGUCUGAGGAGGAGUUCCAAGGAAGAAGAGGGAUGAAAAUGGAUCUUCGGGAGAUCCUAGCCGGAGGAGCUAACGUAACCGAAAUCAGAGCAUCAGAUGUUCUUAUCAUAAAGCCCACAACCACCAUGGAAGAUCGAACCUCUGGGAGGGAAGAUGGCGAUACAGAAGGAAAGAAGGACAUGAGAACCGACAUAUCCCGGUUGAAGGAGAAUUCCAAAGAUAAGGAAAAACCAUGCGGCCAGGCGACAAUGAUAAAAGAUUCCAGCUUGGAUGACAAUGUGUUUCAUGAAAAAGGUGGACGAGUUAGCCAGCUGCUUACUAAAUUCGGAGAACUCCGUAAGCCUCCGUGUAGAUCAAAAAGUUCCGAUAAUUUCCUCCGACCCGGAAAAAGGAAACACUUUAGUGAUAAUAAUGAACGAACAGCGGAAAACAUGUCGGAUGGGAGAAAUGCGGUUCUUAAAGGUGUACCCAAACGCUCCUUUAGCUUCUCUGAUAGGCUCCUGAGUGCUAAGGAGAACGGCUUGGAUCCGGAUGUCGGUUUUGAGAGGAAAACACAUGAGAGGAUAUAUUCGGAUAGGCGCGUAGCAGGCUUAGGGAAAGACACGGCAACAAAGGGUAAAAUCGGAUGUGAGAAUCCGAGUGAUGCGACACAGACGAGAAUGGGAUUCCAAAAUAGUACUGAAGUCAAAAAGUCAGGGAUAUCGAACAAUGAAGACAAAGAAGGAUUUACGAUGGCGUCUGUUAAAAGCACAGAGGGAAUCUCAUAUGCAAGGAGAAUUCCGAUUAAGCAAGAUGCGAAGACGAGGACAGCUGAAAGAGCAGCGCCAUGGAGCGUCACGGAAAAAAGGGAGCUGAUCACAGAGAAUGAUUGUGACUCCGGAAAACCGAAAAAAAUUGACAAAACAUUACUGAAUGUUUUGGAAAACCCUUGUGCAUCCGCUGAGACCUGCUUCCGACUUGAAUCCGAUCACAAAGAGUACUCCGGUCUUCUGAGUACCGUAGUCCCAAAAGAGGCAGAACAUAUUGGAUCAUCCUAUCAAACAGAAGAACUCAAAGUACAAAAAUUAGCCGAUUAUACCAAUGAAAGAACUCCGAGGGGACAAAUUCACAAUGAAAACUCUACUCCCAGAUCCCCGAAAAGAAUCCCUCCGAUGGGAAACCCUCCAGGUUCCCUUGAGAUCCAAAUCCCCAGGACCGUUUUUUAUGUUGCUGAGGAUUUGGAUCGAAAAAAGACCUCAAGUCAAAGCAAGGAAAAUAAAGACUCGGAAGGAGGAUCCAUGGUUGAGAGGCGGGAUAGCUGGAGAGUCGGCAAGCCUUUGAGCCGUAUUGAGUCCCUACGUGAGAAAAUUAGACAACGGGAGCAAGAGAGGCUUCGACAGAGUCGGACACUUGGUGUGGAUGGAAGUGAAGGUGCAACAGAAGGUGACACGGAAAAACCCGCAGAACAUUUGCAGAAGACCAUGGUUGCAGCAGAGAGCUGUGAGGAAGACGCAGAGGCCCAGAUAUCCGUGACUGCUCUUGACAUCACACAGGAAGUCGCCCUGUUGAAAAACUGCCCUCAACUUCCUGUUUCUGUCCGACAUUCACACAGUGUAGACGGAGAGGAAGUAAGCAGCGAUCUCGCUCAUGCUGUAACCAAAGAUAUCGGUGAAUCUUGUCAAAUAUCUGAGGAGGAACCGAACACUGGGAAGUAUGUGGAAGAACAACUGACUUACCACCGGAGUCCAGAAGACGAGGAAGUCAAGGAGGUCUCUGAAACAACAUCCUGCGAUCCUCCUUCGCCACCGCAUCCCAACUCUCUGGCAGCAAUGAGUCGGAUAUACAACUUGGAAACGGUUGGUUCAAGGUCAGGUUUGUGUUUGAGAGACAGGAACUUGGACGUACCAUCAGUGCAUCUCGUGAAGGUGAAGCCCCUUAUCUCAGAAAACGUGGACGGUAACGUGUUCUCAGGGGAAGACACUUGCGGGCUCCAGAAAUUUCAGGAAGCGACAAUAUCAAACUCCAAGGAUUCAGACACAAAAGGACCCCAAAGCAAAGGAACCAAGAAGCACCAGUUGAAGGAUUACGCCAAAAACGAGGAAACACUUGAUAUCAACUCUAAACUCCGUCCCAGAUGUUUUUUUCCUUCAACGUCUCAUCUCAAGCAACCAAACCCAAUUAACACCUCACAUCUCAGGAACCAAUCCCCAGAGAGAUCGCUAAAACCCUCAGACUCUGCCCCAACUCCAGCCUCCUCCCCGUGUUCCCCGUCUCCCGCCGCCUCCCCCGUAGCCUCGCCGACUUUAUUCUCCAUCCGUAGUGCCUCCGGCGGUCAAGUGAAGAGAGGAACCACCGUCACAAUCACCCCAAAAAAUCACCCCAUCGCAGUGGCGUGCACCAAUGCAAAAACACUCCAGAAGCACCAAACCCCAACUUCGACUGUUGCUGAACCCAUGAAGAAGAAGUAUCCAACAGUAGAGGAAAUUGAAGUGAUUGGCGGAUAUCAGAAUCUGGAAAAGUCCUGCCUCGUUAGAAGCAAAGGGACUCAGAAACUGGGUAAGGUGUGUUUCGAUGAAGACCAGUUGGAGCAGGUAUGCGAGUAUCCUUCCGAGACCUCCAUGUGGGCAUCCGGCACCUCUGAGGUUCCACAGGGAGACGAGACGCAGGAGGCGGAAGCGGACGGAGGAGUCAUCGUGUCGAAGAGCUCAAGGAACUUGAGUACCGCAAUAGGACAUGGUCUCCGAGUGGGUCAGUGUCACCCCCUUCUCAAAAAACACAGCGUCUGAUAGUUGAUCUUUGACUGUCUUAAUUUCUCCCUAGCAACAUACUAAAAUAAAACAAAAUACUUUAAAAAAAAACUUUUUAAUUUUUGAAAUCUGAAGUUAUUAGAAAAAAGUUGUAAAUUACCCAGAAUAAGUCAUCAAUUUAUAAGAAAAUAAGUUGUAAAGUUGUAAAAACAAAGACACACAACAAAAUUACUUUAAAUAAAAAACAAGAAAAAAGUUGUAAUCUUAUCUUAAGUCUCCCCUUUUCAUAGCUGUCUCAGACCAUGCCUGUUGCAACGGAGUAUUAAAACAAAUCAGAGAUUUCAGAAUAAAGUUGUAAAAGUGCAACAAUAACAUCCUACAUUUAUGAAAAAAAAAAUUCUAUGACAAGAAAAUUUACAAAAAAAAUCAUAGCACGAGAAAGUCAUCAAUUUACGAAUAAAAAGUUGUAAAUUUACGAAAUAAAAAGUUGUAAAUUUACAAGAAGAAAGUCAUUUUAAUCAGAAAAACUGAUUAAUCAGUUAACCAGAAAAAGACAAAAGUCCUACAUUAAUAAGGAAAAAAGUCAUAUUAAGUUGACAAUUUAUGAGGAAAAAGUUGUACCGUUAUGUGAUCAAAAGUAGUAAAAUCAAAUAAUAAUAAAUAAGUCAAAUUAAAUAAAUACAUCAUAAUUUAAUAAAAAAAGAAAUUGUCAAUUUAUGAUACAAAAGUCAUUUAUGAGAAAGUCGCAUGACGAGAAACUCAUUCAUUUACGAGAAAAAAGCCGUACAUUUACGAGAUAAAAAGUUCUAAAUUUUUGAGAAAUAAAGUCAUCAUAUUAUGGGAAAAAGUUGUCAAUUCAUGAGGAAAAAGUCGUACUGUUAUGUGAUCAAAAGUUGUAAAACAAAAUAAUAAUAAAUAAAUAAAAUUAAAUAAAUAAAUCAUAAUUUAAUUUAAAAAAAAAAAUCAAUUUAUGAGACAAAAGUCCUACAUUGAUGAGAAAAAAAAUCACAUGACGAGAAACUCAUUAAUUUACGAGAAAAAAAAGUACAUUUACGAGAUAAAAAAGUUGUAAAUUUUUGAGAAAGUCAUCAUAUUAUGAGAAAAAGUUGUCAAUUUAUGAGACAAAAAUCCUACAUUUACGAGAAAAAAUGUCACAUUACGGAAAGUUGUCAAUUUCCAAGAAAAAUGUACAUUUACGAGAUAAAAAGUUGUAAAUUUUGAAGAAUAUAGUCAUUUUAAUCAAAUAAAACUGUCUAUGACACAAAAGUCUGAAACUGUACAAGAAUUUAAAAAAAGUACAUUUAUGAGAAAAAAAAGUCAUAUUAAGUCGUCAAUUUACGAGGAAAAAGUCGUACCGUUAUGUGAUCAAAAGUUGAAAAAUAAAAAUAAAUAAAUAUAAUUAAAUAAAUAAAUCAUAAUUCAUUUAUUUUUAAUUUUAUUUAUAAGUCAAAAGUCCUACAUUUACGAGAAAAAAAUGUCAUAUUACAAGAAAGUCGUACAUUUAUGAUAUUUUUGUAAAUAGUUGUCAUCUACUGUAAUAAUAAUAAUAAUAAUAAUAAUAAUAAUACUUAUGGAACUCCCCAUCAUUUACCUUCAAUCUCCACUUC
Molecule: messenger RNA, 5449 nt
Organism: Doryrhamphus excisus (bluestripe pipefish)
Lineage: Eukaryota; Metazoa; Chordata; Actinopteri; Syngnathiformes; Syngnathidae
Source: RefSeq, a predicted model, not a curated record